AUGCAUCUUAUCACAAUACUUUUGCCGCUAUUGCUGGCUGCACCUUCGGAGGCAGGGCCUCUGAGGAGGAGAGCACUGGUGCCGAGGCAGUUUGUCAACGGCACAACUACCGGCACUGGCAUCCAGCCGGCUACCACCACCUCCAGCAGCACGGGGACAUCUACCCCUCUGACCAGCCUACCCGUCACGACAAGCGCCCGGCCGACGACGUCGAGCACGCCAGCUAAGACCACGUCCGCCGCCAGCUCCAUGUCGAGCUCCAUGAAGCUGGGCCCCCUUGUUCCUCCUGCAGGAACUCAGACCACGACGACACAGUCAACAAGCUCGAGCUCGACGACCAGCGCCUCUACGACCACCGCAUCUACGACUAGCGUAGCAACGACUCCUUCGCUUUUGUCUUCAUCUUUGACGCGUGCAUCGACAACCUCUUCACUCCCGUCUUUGUCGACGAGUGUAUCGACAUCUGGGUCAGGAUCGGUGAGCACGGUGCCGACAACCGCUCCGACUUCAAGGGGAUUGUCGCCUAGCACUGGUUUCUCCACUUCCACGCGGGCCACGGCCUCGACGACCAGCGCUAGGGGAGUGCCGACGACGCUCGUUACAAGCAGCAGCAGCAGCAGCCAGAAGCCGGGGACGACUCCAGUGCCGGAUGAUGACGAUUUUGACGGCACUGUCACCAUCACAGUCACCAGGUCUAAGCCCACAACCACGCCCGUGCCGACUGCGACGACGACGCCCCUCGCACCCGGAAUCCCUGCCAGCUCCAGCAGUAGAGGAACAACGUCGACACUGUCGUCUGCUUCAGUCGCAUCUUCAUCGCUGUUCACGUCCUCGACUUCCACUGGCCGGAGGGGCAACACGGAGACUCCAACGGGCACUCCCGUUUCCGAGGUGCCUACGGCCAUCUACUCGAGGCCAGCCCCUACCGUCACGGUCUCCCCCGACGUCUACAGCGCCAACAAGGCGGACGCGCGCGUGCUCAACGAGCUCUACUCGUCGCUAAACCUCCAGUCCGCCUGCUCCGACGCCCAGAUCGCAUGCAUCAGCGGCAACGUGAUGACGUGCGCGGGCGGCGGCUUCGACGUGAUCACGGACUGCGUUGCCGAGGCGACGGCCGGGCUGCAGCGGAGCUGCUUCGCCAUGCCGAUGAACUCGACGCGCGGCGUCCAGGUCGGCUGCUUCAACGUCGACUUUGCCCGCUCCGUCCCUGACUUCGACGACCAGCACGAAGCCUGCCGUGGCCACCUCGACGAGCGCCUCGACGAGCAUUCCGACGAGCACUUCGCUGAGGUUCUCGACGCUCACCCCAAUCAAGCCCUCGAGCAGCGUGGGUGGCGGCGCCACCAUCACACCCUCCCCGUUCAUCCCGAGCUCGACUGGGGGGCCGGGAGUUAUCACUACGCCGCCAGCCCCCACGUCAUCGACCACGUCCCCGACCACGUCCGGCAACCCGCUGACUAA
Molecule: messenger RNA, 1461 nt
Organism: Gaeumannomyces tritici R3-111a-1
Lineage: Eukaryota; Fungi; Ascomycota; Sordariomycetes; Magnaporthales; Magnaporthaceae
Exons: 2
Coding region: 1-1461 (486 amino acids)
Source: RefSeq, a predicted model, not a curated record